UCGUAUGCUACUGGAAGACAUGGGGGCUGUGUUUAACAGCUAUUACUGACAGCGCGUCUGCUGAGAGUCCACAUAUCACAAGAAAUAAAACGGAGAGCCCUUUUCAUAUCAAGCUGCCAGGUCAGGCCUGAACAUGGAAUCCAUGCUGAACAAGCUAAAAAGCACUGUCACUAAGGUGACAGCAGAUGUCACCAGCGCUGUCAUGGGCAACCCGGUGACACGGGAGUUUGAGGUUGGACGACAUAUUGCCAGUGGGGGUCCUGGCAUGUGCUGGAGGAUCUACAAUGGCACCAAGAAGUCCACCAAACAGGAAGUGGCGGUGUUUGUGUUUGAUAAGAAGAUGAUUGACAAGUAUCAGAAAUUUGAGAAGGACCAAAUCAUUGAUUCACUGAAAAGAGGAGUGCAACAGCUGACCAGACUGCGUCACCCCCGUCUCCUGACUGUGCAGCAUCCUCUGGAAGAGUCACGAGACUGUCUGGCGUUCUGUACAGAGCCGGUGUUUGCAAGUCUGUCCAAUGUGCUGGGCCAGUGGGACAACCUGCCCAGCCCCGUGCCCAACGACAUCAAGGAGUACAAACUCUAUGAUGUGGAGACCAAGUAUGGCUUGCUACAGAUCUCGGAGGGUUUGUCCUUUCUCCACAGUGGGGUGAAAAUGGUCCAUGGCAAUCUGUGUCCAGAGAACAUCAUCCUCAACAAGAGUGGAGCAUGGAAGAUCAUGGGCUUUGACUUCAGCAUCUCCUCUACAAACCCCUCAGACGCAGAGCCCAAGUACACAUGUAAAGAGUGGGAACCCAACCUCCCUCCACUCUGCCUCCCCAACCCUGAAUACCUGGCACCUGAGUAUAUCCUGUCUGUCAGCUGUGACUCUGCCUCUGACAUGUACUCGCUGGGCGUGGUCAUGCAUGCAAUCUUCAACGAGGGCAAGCCUGUUUUCCAAGUCAACAAGCAUGACAUUUUUAAGAGCUUCAGCAGACAGCUGGACCAGCUGAGCAGCAUGAGUCCAGCACUGCUGAACAAGAUCCCAGACGACGUGCGGGAGCAUGUCAAAAUGCUGCUCAGUGUCACGCCCAAUGUCCGGCCAGAUGCUGACCAGAUGACCAAGAUUCCAUUUUUUGAUGACGUGGGUGCUGUUACUCUUCAGUACUUUGAUUCCCUCUUCCAAAGGGACAACCUACAGAAGUCUCAGUUCUACAAAGGCCUCCCCAAAGUCCUGCCCAAACUACCCAAGAGAGUGGUCGUGUAUCGAAUCUUGCCGGCGUUGACCUCUGAGUUUGUCAACCCGGACAUGGUUCCCUUCGUGCUGCCCAACGUGCUGCUGAUCGCCGAGGAGUGCACCAAGGAGGAGUAUGUUCGUCUCAUCUUGCCUGACCUCACCCCUGUUUUCAAGCAGCAAGAGCCUAUUCAGGCUAGUAAUAUGAUCCUGCUGAUCUUCCUGCAAAAGAUGGACCUGCUACUGACCAAAACACCGCCGGAGGACAUUAAGAACAGCGUGUUGCCUAUGGUCUACAGAGCUCUGGAAGCCCCUUCUGUACAGAUCCAGGAGCUGUGCCUGAACAUCAUCCCGACAUUUGCCAACCUGAUUGACUACCCGUCCAUGAAGAACUCCCUCAUUCCUCGGAUCAAAUCAGCCUGCCUACAGACCUCCUCACUAGCUGUACGAGUGAACUCUCUGGUGUGUCUGGGGAAGAUUUUGGAGUAUCUAGACAAGUGGUAUGUCAUUGAUGAGAUCCUGCCCUUCCUGCAACAGAUCCCCUCUAGAGAACCAGCAGUACUCAUGGGCAUUCUAGGAAUCUAUAAAUGCACCUUCAGCCACAAGAAGCUGGGCAUUCCCAAAGAGCACCUUGCCACCAAGAGCCUGCCCCACCUUGUCUCUCUUAGUAUAGACAACAACCUCAACCUGAAUCAGUUUAACUCGUUCAUGGUGGUUAUACGGGACAUGCUGAGUCGCAUGGAGAAUGAACACAAGACCAAGCUGGAGCAGCUGCAUGUCAUGCAGGAGCAGCAGAGGAGUAUAAACAUUACAAACCCAGGGAACCAAUCCGAGGAGACCAAAAGCCCACCAAGCUCUGGCAACCAGAUUGACGAUAUCUUUGGCAGCACAGGGGUUAAUGGGAAAGAGAAUGGAUCUGCAGCAGCAGCAGCAGCAGCAGCAACAACCUCACAGCCUAAUAGAAUGUCUCUGACUCUAGAGGAGAAACAGCGAUUGGCUAAGGAGCAGGAGCAAGCAGCCAAACUGAGAAGCCAGCAGCCGUUAGCACCACAGACUAUCAAACCAGCCACCACCACCAACUCACAGACUAAGGAUCUGACCAGCAGCCUUCUCAACAACAUGACAUCGCUAAACAGCCUGUCCUUGGCCAACACAGCACGACCAGCCCCAGUGCAGGGCACCACCAUCUCUGCCUUCCCCUCCUCCAGCCCCAUGGUUGGCCCCAUGGGUGCCCCAGUCUCUAAUGGCUUCAACCCACCCAUGGGCUUCCACACAGGAGCCAUGGGGAUGGGCAUACGGCCCACAGGUCCUGGCCUCUAUGGUGGCAUGGCCACCACCACCAGCACCCCAAACUUUGGAGCACUCACACAGAAUCAAGCACCCAUUGGGCAGACAAAUAAAGCCCCCGACUUGUCGGCCUUGGACAAUCUUUUUACACCCAACAAGCCCAAAGUCACCCUCAACCAAAUGGGUCCCACAGCCGCACCUGGACCCAACACCCCUUGGCUCAAUCAGUUCGGUUCAGCCCAGAACGCUCAGACUCAGAUGCAGGGUGCAACAGUAGGUAUGGGAGGGGUACCAAGUGGGUUUGGGAUGCAAGCAAACCCUUUUUUCAGCCCCCAGAACUUUUCUCAACCUGCCGCUGCCCCUAGCAUGAACCAAAGUGGAAUCAAACAUAGUGCAUCUGUCAACAAUGAUCUGAAGGACUUAUUUGGCUAAUUAUAAAUGAAAAGAUGCCAGGUUAAGUAUAUUCUUUUAAUAACUUUGGACAGAAGAGCCUUCAAUUCUCACAGAACAAGACACUGAUUGAAUGUGAAGAUUUAAAAAUCGUUUCAAGGAUGUUGCAGUCUGUGUUUUUAAUCUAACCUGGUUUAAAUUGUGAAUCUUGCUCAACAUCAGCCGGCAAGUCAGCCUGCACCUGAAUUCCAUUUCUACUUGAUCAGAAGGACAAAAAGCUUUGGGAACUACUUCUUCUAUGCUGUGUUCUUUAAGUGCUGGGGGUUUCCUACUGUUUUGUACUUGACAUUCUUGGGAGUCCCAAAGUCAUGGGUUGAGGUGAAUCCCAACUCAGUUUAUUCAGGAAGGUUUCGUGUUCAUAUCAUGAAUGACUGAGUGGAUUGAGUGUAUUUCACUUCCUGAACAAGUUGCAUCAGAAUCACCCUUCAGACGUGGCAGAACAAAGGAUGGAACAAAAAAAAUGGCUUCCAUGCCACGCAUCUGCUCAGUUUCAGGCUUCUGUACCUUUAUCCUUCCUCCCGACUAUUUUAGGAUUUGCUGCAUGUCUAAAGUGAUCAGAGGGUUGGCUUAAAAACAAAUACUGCAUACACCAAAAUGUCUUGAGCCCAGUGGGAGAUAGCUUGAAGUGAAGCACCGACAAGCCUGCAGUCACUGAUCUGCAUCCAGGAGGCUCCUCCGUGGAGACAGUCUGAAAGGGGGUGUAGAAAACCGACAGCCCAGCAGUUGCGGUUUUAGUGGGGCAAACAGAGUAACCCCUCUGCAGUCCGUAUCCAUGGUAACUGUUCCUCUGCAGCACUUCCAUUUUGAGAACAGAAAUUGGACUUAUGAUCCAGUCUGGUCUUCAUUGUUUCCCCCUUUGGACUCUUUCUUUUAGUGUUUUCUUUUUUCUUUUUUUUUUUCUUCCAUCACUUCAUUUGAUGUUUAAGCAAACAUGUUGAAAACAGAAGGGUUAGUUUUGUCUGGUCAAAGUUGCUGACAACCAUUUCACCUCCUUUUAGUAACAAAAAAUGAUCAGUUUCUAUAAAUGCAGUAUGAAUGACUCAUGUGUCUGAUAGUGGCUUAGGAUGUGUGUAGUAGCUAUUACAGCAGUGUCCUUUUUAACAAGACGCUAAUGCAGAAAGCGAUGAAAAAGGACCACAUGCGCUGCUUAGGCUAUUGUGCCUUACAUGGGUACAUGUGUAAAGCCACAGACAGCUUUCAUCUGUAACUCAAGUAUUAAUAUUUUCCCUCUUAAUCCGCUGUCUGAAGUAUGCUUUUCAAAUUACUUGCUUUAUUGCAUGUUACUGAACUUGACCACUUUUUUUCCCCUAAUGAUUCCUAAAUAUUCCAGUGACCAAUGAUGUUUUAUUUCACACAUCCAGCUCCAGGAUUGGCUCUGGUGAGGUUUGUGAAGGAGCUCUGAGUCCUCCAGUGUACCAUUUCUGUUGAUCAAUUUGUACAGUGAAGAAGAUAUCACUAUAUAUUUUGAUUUCAGCACUUUCCAGCUGUCAGAGGAUCUGUGCUGGUGACAUGUUAUGAAGUGUAAAUAUAUAGUUAUUUAAAAAGCUAUUGCUCUGUGAGGGCGUUGGCAUUUCUAUGUUCUUGUGAUAAUGGUUAAGAGGCCUUAGAUGAGUCGUGUGCAAUAAUCCUUAUUGGUUGUUGAGGGUGCAUAUCGAUUGGUUUAAGCAGCUUUCGGUGUGUCCAUACCUUCAUCUCCACUGACUUACAAUAACUAAUAAUAGGACUGUCAGAUUUUCUAAUCUGCUAAACAUCGACGUGUACUCAUUCUAAAUCUUACAUUUUUGAAGGAAAUGACACCAUUUUAGGGUUUUUAGAUGCACCUUGGUCACACUGUGUUUCUGCUGACAAUGAUUGUUGUUAACAUGCUGAAGUGUAACGUCUUUUACUGAAUUAACUUUUGUUUCUGUGUAACAAUGCCACCCAUACAAGGUGAGCUUUCUCUCCGGCCGCAUGGCAGUGUUAACGCGCUUGUGAAUUUGGCUCUUCAGGUUCUGUUCACUUCCUCAUUUAUGUCAUACAUGACUAGAUGACUGUGAUUGGAUCUUUUUUUUAGUCUGUAGAUCAACAUAUACUGUGUGGCAAGUUUUGAUUUGGUCACAAAAUGGGAUGUGAUCUUUGGAGCGUGUGUCACAUAUCCUGGCAGAUCCCCAAAGCAGAAAACUAAAUCUUAUUCUUCUACAAGAUUGUUUGUAUACUACUGCUGUCAUAUAUGUGUAGUGUGGCCCGUGUUUUAUGUGUUAAGGUGCUGGUUU
Seriola dumerili (greater amberjack) is the source of this 5199-nucleotide messenger RNA. It is a transcript of the gene scyl2, whose product is annotated as SCY1 like pseudokinase 2. Gene Ontology annotation, molecular function: ATP binding; protein kinase activity. The transcript has 19 exons. Gene Ontology annotation, biological process: protein phosphorylation. The record is from RefSeq and is a predicted model, not a curated record. The coding region runs from base 134 to 2929 and encodes 931 amino acids. Lineage: Eukaryota; Metazoa; Chordata; Actinopteri; Carangiformes; Carangidae.